AUGGAGAAUUUGAUUGAAGCCAGAUUGUACUUUUGCUUUAGUUGUAGAAACCAUGUUGCCCUUCAUGAUGAUAUCAUUUCAAAAGCCUUUCGGGGAAGAAAUGGAAGAGGUUUUCUGUUUUCACAUGCAAUGAAUGUUAGAGUAGGGCCAAAAGAAGACAAGGAACUGAUAACAGGUCUUUAUACAAUUGCUGAUGUCUACUGUUGUGACUGCAAUCAGGUGCUUGGGUGGAAGUAUGAAAAAGCCUAUGAAGAAAAUCAAAAGUACAAGGAAGGUAAAUACAUACUUGAGAAGUCUAAAGUUGUUAGGGAAAUUUGUAGUGACUAG
Messenger RNA from Vicia faba (fava bean), 327 nucleotides. The record is from the annotation of a GenBank genome assembly. NCBI's taxonomy places the organism in Eukaryota, Viridiplantae, Streptophyta, Magnoliopsida, Fabales, Fabaceae.